CCUUUCCGUGGUUUAUUCAUGAAUGUUUUUCUGAUGUGGAUGAUUGGAAAUCAAAUCAAUAUUUUCCCAAUAAUUUUUACUGCUAUGGCCAUUAUGAACCCUAUUAAAGCCAUGCUAGGAAUUGGUCAAGCUUUUCAAUCUUUCGACUCGGAAGAGGGAGGAAAAAUUAAUACAAUCUUGCCAAAAAUUGUUUACUUUUUACUUCAAUGUGUAUCUUUAGGAAUGGCAGUUGUAAAACUAUUUUACAUGGGUCUGCUGCCAAACGAAUCCGAUUGGGCUCACACAACUCCU
This is a messenger RNA of Naegleria gruberi, 291 nucleotides long. RefSeq lists its product as uncharacterized. NCBI's taxonomy places the organism in Eukaryota, Heterolobosea, Eutetramitea, Acrasida, Naegleriidae. The transcript is spliced from 2 exons. The annotation marks the transcript as partial. Gene Ontology annotation, cellular component: EMC complex. The record is from RefSeq and is a predicted model, not a curated record. Gene Ontology annotation, biological process: protein folding in endoplasmic reticulum.